Stomoxys calcitrans (stable fly) is the source of this 3621-nucleotide messenger RNA. RefSeq names its product zinc finger protein 184 (gene zf30C). The transcript has 5 exons. Gene Ontology annotation, molecular function: DNA-binding transcription factor activity, RNA polymerase II-specific; RNA polymerase II transcription regulatory region sequence-specific DNA binding. Gene Ontology annotation, biological process: regulation of transcription by RNA polymerase II. NCBI's taxonomy places the organism in Eukaryota, Metazoa, Arthropoda, Insecta, Diptera, Muscidae. Gene Ontology annotation, cellular component: nucleus. Bases 413 to 3481 code for a protein of 1022 amino acids. The record is from RefSeq and is a predicted model, not a curated record.
CAUGAGGGACUACUCAUCCCGCUCUUCUCGUUGGACAACUUUCAUUCGCCGAACAUCAAAUAUGGUCUAAAUCGGUCUUUAACCUGAUGCAGCUCCCAUAUAAACCGAUGUCCCGAUUUUACUUUUAGAGCCCCUAAGGGGCACAAAUCUUAUCCAAGUUGGCCCUAACUUGAGGUGGCUCUAAUAGCAUAGCAAUUCUUAUCCAUCAUACCUUGUUUGCCUAAAAAGAGAUACCGGGCAAAAACCUCGAUAAAUGUGGAGGGUAUAUAAGAUUCGGCCAGGCCGAACUUAGCACGCUUUUGCUUGUUUUAAUUAUUAUUUAAUUAUUGUUUUAUCUGUCAUUUUAGAUUCAGAUUUAGAUCCCCCCGAUACUCCUGCUGCAGCUGCCACCUCCACGGAAGCCCAAUUGCAAAUGCUUGUCAAACUAUCCACAGAGGGUGUACCCAAACUUUUCUGCCCCAUUUGCAAUAAGGCUUUAAUCUCCUUACAUGGCUAUGUUAAGCAUGUGAAAAAACAUGAACCUCCUGGAGGAUUUCUAUGUCGCUUUUGUGAGGCCCGUUUUUGCUCGGACGAAGAGUUGAAGAAGCAUCGCGAGACCGAACACACCACCAUAGCAUGUCGCCUGUGUAAGGACACCACAUUCACCAACGAGGAGGAAUACAGAACGCAUAUACGUGACAUUCACAAGGGAGUGGAUCGUCAAUUGUACAAUUGUGAGAAAUGUGGUGCAGCCUACAAGACCAUUGAGCCCUAUCGGAGACACAUAGAAAAUGAUUGCGGCUCCAUUAAGCCGUUCAAAUGUGAUCUAUGCCCCAUGGCAUUUGUGACCAAAUAUAAUUUGAAGCAUCACAAAGAUAAUCAUUCGGGAGAAUUGAAAUUCUGUUGCAGUUAUUGUGGCAGGAACUUCAAGCAGAAGGCACGUUUGGUGGAGCAUGAAAGAACCCAUACGGGAGAGAAGCCUUACAAGUGUGAUGUUUGUGGCAAAAGUUUCUCCCAUCGCGAAAGCAUUGUAACCCAUUCCACUAUACACACCGGCGUUCGCUUAGUCGAGUGCAAAUGUUGCAGCUCGCGUUUCUCUUGCUAUUCGAAUCUUAUUAAACAUCGGCGCAAUAGACCUGAUACUUGUGGUCAGCCAGAGUAUGAUCCGCCAAGAAAUCGCAUAAGGAAGCAUACCUCCAGAAUUCCGGCCAUACUAAAUCCCACUUCGGAAAUCAAGGUGGUCAAUGUAAAUAAAAUUAUUAAACCCGGAGAUUUGGAAAAAGCCAAUGCUUUGAAAAAAGAGUCCGCUGAAAAGCCAAAAGUUAAGUCAACUGCACGAAAACGUACAGCCGGAGAGGCAAAUUUAACCCGCAAAAAACCCGGUAGGAAACCCGGUAGAAAGCCCAAGCGCCAACUUGCUGAUGAUAGUGACGAUGAAGACAUCGAUUGGACAGGGGGAGCAGGAGCAAGCGAUGAUGACGACGAUGAUGAUAAACCCUUAAAAGCAAGCGGGAAGCCAAUAUCCGAACGCCCGAAAAGAGAGCGUCGUAAAAUUCGUCUACCAGAACUAGAACCCUUGGAAGAACUCAAUGUCUCUGAAAACAAUCCUGCCGCACAAUCAACAGCCUGGUCUGAUGAUAGUGAAGAUGAUUAUGUGCCUGAUUUCGAAAAGGAUGAUGACUCCGAUGAUGAUGAUUUAGAAGAAGUCAAAGAUAUCAAAUUUCCCAUUAAGAUAAAACAAGAGGCCAAGGAGGAUGCCACCAGUCCCCAUUUACAGGUAGAGACUGUCGAUGAGUUGGAAUAUACAGCCGUCGAUGUGAAUGCGGUAAAAUCCGAAGCAUCGGAGGAUACAAACAUCUUUAAUGAAAAGGAUAAGAUAUUAGAGUGUCUACUUAAUGAAAGCGACUACAGUCAUUUGGAUAGUGAAGCCACCACACCCACUAAGAAGGCUAAUGAUGACAAACAAAGCCCAACUACUAAAAAACGAAAAGCAGCAAAGAAUCACAAGCCUUCUCAAGACUCGGAUAACGAAUUUAUUUUGGAAGAAACCGAAGUGGUGUUGGUGAAGAAUGAAGAUAGUGAUGAGGAAAAUGAACAUUUUCCUUUGGAGGAUAUGUUGGAGGUGAAGGCAGAGUUCCCCCCUCUCUCCAUCGAUGAGUUAAACUUGGAAUGCCGUGUGCUGUUGGAAGACAUAACGAUACGCUUUCCCGAUUUGAAAACAAGCCCCUUCGUUAAGGUCUCCCGCAAUUGUCAGCCAUUCUUUUCGAAGAGCGCCACCGUCAAGGGUCUCUUAAAGAACGCAGGCAAACGUAAAUAUCGCCCGCGGGGCUUAAGAGUCAAACGUAACCCCGAGGAGAAUAGAAAAGCUCGUAUAACAAGCGAAGAACUAAAGGCUCGUUUGCAAAAGCGUGACAAAUCCUACCAGUGCCCGUUGUGCAUUAAAUUGUAUUACAUGAGAAAACCAUUCGAAAGGCAUAUGCGCGAGGAUCACAAUAAGACCGAUGAAGAGAUCAAGGAAAUGGUGAAACCCGUAAUCGAUGAUUUGGCCCCCGAUGAGGUUUUCAAAUGCCAUAUCUGCGACAAAAUUUAUUUGAUGGAGAAACGGCUCAAGGAUCACAUUCCCAAACAUGGAGAAGAUGGCAGUUUGUUGCACAAGUGUCCCUGUUAUUGCAACCAGUAUUUUGCCACCCGCGAAGAGGCCCAAACGCAUGCGCAAAUGUUGCACCGAGAGCUAUUGUGGUGUGAAAUCUGUGAGAAAUUCAUGCAAGGCAGCGAUGCCCUUAAAUCGCAUCGCACCCGCAUGCAUGGUACCAAGGAAAUUCAAUUUAAACGGAAUUUGAUUUGUGACAAAUGUGGCAAGAAAUUCAUGGGCCGAACCCAAUUAAUGGAUCAUGUGCGUUCGGAUUGUGGGCGUGUGCCCAUAUAUCAGUGUCAAGUUUGUGGCAAAUGCUUGACCACAGCGGGUAUAUUGAAGACACACAUGUUAUUGCAUCAGGAUGAUCGCCCCUAUUCCUGUGAUCAAUGCGGCAAAAGUUUCAAAAUCAAGGCCCAAUACAAAACGCAUGCCAAAUUUGCCCAUUCGGAUGAGAAGCGCUUUAAGUGCCAUCUCUGUCCCAAAGAGUAUCCCUAUCGCGAGAGUCUAUUGACCCAUAUGUCUGUCCACACUGGCAUUAAGCGUUUCCUUUGCAAUGGCUGUGGCAAAAGAUUUACUUGCGUCUCCAAUCUACAAGCUCAUCGUAAGGUCCAUGCUGAGACCUGUGGCCUAUUGCCCUUGAAUGCCAAGGCCACCCAAUAUAUGGGUGUGCAAAAGGGCAAUCUGCUGCUGGGUGCCAAACCCGAACCCGGUCUCGAUUAUGUGGAAACACAAACACUGGUAGCCAAAGAAGUCUACACACAGGAUGUGCAUAUGGCUGCCGAAGAUGUUAUUCGCAGUUCACAACCCAGCAAUUCUCUAAGCGGAGGAUUGCCUUUGAACUAUACCACAGAUAUAAUACUUUUAUAAUGUUCACACAUACAUGCAUACAUACAUUUUUAACAUAAUGUCAACCACUACUUUUACCGUUUAGUUACUGUAAUCAUUAUCAUAAUCAUCAUCUUCGUGAUGAAGAUGGCCUAUAUUAAUUAUUAACGUUAUUUAAAAUA